AAGAUAACAUCAGAUAAGAAAACAGCUGUUUCUGAAAUUCACCUUUUUGGACUUCAAUUAAAAUGCACUGAUAAGAAUUGUAAGGGUAAAUCACGAGAAUUAAAACUUUAUGAAGAAUUAG
Molecule: messenger RNA, 121 nt
Organism: Funneliformis geosporum
Lineage: Eukaryota; Fungi; Glomeromycota; Glomeromycetes; Glomerales; Glomeraceae
Source: the annotation of a GenBank genome assembly